Molecule: messenger RNA, 2454 nt
Organism: Cervus elaphus (red deer)
Lineage: Eukaryota; Metazoa; Chordata; Mammalia; Artiodactyla; Cervidae
Gene: BBS7
Product: Bardet-Biedl syndrome 7
Exons: 19
Coding region: 170-2317 (715 amino acids)
Biological process (GO): intracellular protein localization; non-motile cilium assembly; intracellular transport
Cellular component (GO): BBSome; ciliary basal body; neuron projection
Molecular function (GO): protein binding
Source: RefSeq, a predicted model, not a curated record
CAGGACGCCGCUGCCCCGACGCUCCGCCUUUGCAUCCCCCACUGAACCCGCAGUAGCUGGCGUUACCCCUCAACGGAGUCGCGAGCAUUUUCCCCUGAGGCUUGGGAAACCGCGCUCUUUGACCCACCUUGCCUGGCCCGGCGCUGUCCGCCGCGUCCGUGCCGCCGUCAUGGAUCUGAAUCUAAACCGAGCGGAUUAUUUGCAGGUGGGGGUGACCUCUCAGAAGACUAUGAAGCUACUUCCUGCCUCAAAACAUACAGCCACACAAAAGGUGGUUGUUGGGGAUCAUGAUGGAGUACUUAUGUGCUUUGGCAUGAAGAAGGGAGAAGCAGUGACAGUGUUCAAGACUUUACCUGGGCAGAAGAUUGCAAGAUUGGAACUAGGAGGGGUUCUUAAUACACCCCAGGAGAAAAUUUUUAUUGCUGCAGGAUCUGAAAUUAGAGGCUUUACAAAGAGAGGAAAACAGUUCCUCUCUUUUGAAACAAACCUCACUGAAAGCAUUAAAGCUAUGCACAUAUCUGGCUCAGACCUUUUUCUCUGUGCAAGUUACAUCUAUAACCAUUAUUGUGACUGCAAAGACCAACAUUAUUACCUUUCUGGGGACAAAAUCAAUGAUGUCAUCUGCCUUCCAGUGGAAAGACUCCUUCGUGAAGUACCGGUGUUGGCCUGCCAGGACAGAGUACUCCGAGUUCUACAGGGAUCUGAUGUGAUGUAUGAAAUUGAAGUUCCUGGCCCACCUACUGUUUUAGCCCUACACAAUGGAAAUGGCGGUGACUCUGGAGAAGACCUUUUGUUUGGAACGUCAGAUGGAAAACUUGGGCUUAUUCAGAUCACUACAACCAAACCAAUCCACAAGUGGGAAAUUCGAAAUGAGAAAAAGAGGGGAGGUAUUUUGUGUGUUGACAGCUUUGACAUUGUGGGUGAUGGGGUUAAAGAUUUACUUGUUGGAAGAGAUGAUGGAAUGGUGGAAGUAUAUAGUUUUGAUAAUGCCAAUGAGCCUGUUCUACGAUUUGAUCAUGCAUUGUCUGAGAGUGUCACAUCAAUCCAGGGUGGUUGUGUAGGGAAAGACGGCUAUGACGAAAUCGUGGUAUCCACAUACUCAGGGUGGGUUACAGGUCUGACAACACAGCCUGUUCAUAAGGAAAGUGGACCAGGAGAAGAAUUAAAAAUUAAUCAGGAGAUGCAGAAUAAAAUUUCUUCUUUACGGACUGAAUUGGAACAGCUGCAGUAUAAAGUGCUACAGGAGAGAGAGAAAUAUCAACAGUCUUCUCAGUCAAGCGAAGCAAAAUCAGCAGUACCUUCAUUUAGUGUAAAUGACAAGUUUACAUUAAAUAAAGAUGAUGCCAGCUACAGCCUUAUCUUAGAGGUGCAGACAGCGAUAGAUAAUGUCUUAAUACAGAGUGAUGUUCCAAUAGAUUUACUUGAUGUGGAUAAAAAUUCUGCUGUUGUCAGCUUUAGCAGCUGUGAUUCUGAGUCAAAUGACAAUUUUCUCCUCGCCACUUACCGGUGCCAGGCAAACACCACAAGGCUAGAGCUCAAGAUUCGCUCAAUUGAAGGCCAGUAUGGCACACUUCAAGCAUAUGUGACUCCGAGAAUUCAACCCAAAACAUGUCAGGUCCGCCAGUACCAUAUCAAACCCCUUUCACUCCAUCAAAGAACUCACUUUAUUGAUCAUGACAGACCCAUGAAUACGCUGACUUUGACAGGCCAGUUCAGUUUUUCUGAACUUCACUCUUGGGUGGUUUUUUGCAUGCCUGAAGUUCCUGAAAAACCUCCAGCAGGAGAAUGUGUGACAUUUUAUUUUCAGAACACCUUCCUGGAUACACAACUUGAAAGUACCUACAGAAAAGGCGAAGGAGUUUUUAAGUCUGACAACAUUUCUACUAUAUCCAUCCUAAAAGAUGUGCUCUCUAAAGAAGCUACAAAAAGGAAAAUUAACCUCAACAUAUCUUAUGAGAUAAAUGAAGUAUCAGUCAAACACACAUUAAAGCUAAUCCACCCAAAGCUGGAGUACCAGUUGCUUUUGGCUAAGAAAGUGCAGUUAAUUGAUGCUUUAAAAGAAUUGCAGGUUCAUGAGGGAAACACAAACUUUCUGAUACCAGAAUAUCGCUGCAUUCUAGAAGAGGCAGAUCACCUACAGGAAGAAUACAAAAAGCAACCUGCACAUCUUGAAAGACUCUAUGGCAUGAUCACUGAUCUUUUCAUAGAUAAGUUCAAGUUUAAAGGCACUAAUGUAAAAACCAAAGUGCCUCUUUUACUGGAAAUUCUGGACAGUUAUGACCAAAAUGCACUGAUUGCUUUCUUUGAUGCUGCAUGAAAUAUAAACAAGGUAAAGUUCCAAAGAAUUUGUCUGUUUAAAUGAAAAUUGUUAAAAUAGAAUUACAAGCUAACUGUACAUACUUUUAUUUCAAGUGCUUUUUAAUACCAUCUAAAUAUAAAUGAAGUAUAACUUGU